AAAUAAUUCAUUCUGUGUGGUUCCUAGAUUCGUUCUUUCAUUACUCUGUUCUCAUUCGUUCGAGUUUUAAGUGAUCAGUCGCUAUCAUUUUUAUACGACACAAAGAAUCACGGUUUAUAUGUACUUUAAAAUAUUCAUAGAAGUAUCAAUCAAAAAUCUAUAAGGUUUUUAUGGUUAAAUAAGAUGGUGUUUUAUUUCUUGUCCUUAUUAUUGUUUGUACUAAGUACUAAUGCAUUGUUGACAUUAUCACCAAACAUAAUACCAUCUUUGCCGAACACUAUUUUAAAUUCAAGUAAUCCAAAAUGUCAAAAAGACAGUAUAAGACUGCUAGAAAAUCUAAAAACCUCUACACUAUGGGCUCAACAAAUGUGGGAUGCAUCAGCAAAACAAGCAGUCGGCUUAUUGACUGGAAACAUAUAUCAGUUAGGAGACUUUGACGAAUGUUUACAAGUAACCAAGCCAAUUCAAGCUCAAUAUUGUCUGAUAGAUAUCAAAAUAAACGUUCCACGAGAAUAUUCCCUAACGGAUCCUAAUACUAGAGAUUAUAAUCCAAUGCUUCCAUCAUGGCAUAAAAUUUAUUAUGGCGGAGCAAGGUUCAAGCAACGUUUAGAUAUCAUUAAAUGGGCGCUAUGCGUUCCACAAUCAUGUUCUUCAUUUGAAAUUCAAACUUAUCUCCAAUCAUACAUAAAAGAAAAUAACAUAACUUCUAUUGAAAAUAUAUCAGUAAACGAUAAGAUGUGUACACAGACAGAACGUGCAGGAGAUAAGUACGACGCUUACGACUGGACUUAUUUGUUUGUCAUUUUAGUACUGCUAUUACUAGUUACGUUUGCAACUCUUUUUGAUUUUACUGCAUAUUCAAAACAAGAAAUAUGGCAAUGGAAUAAAGAAAACCGUAAAGUUGAUGUGUUAAUGUGUUUUUCCGCGCGACGUGCUAUACAAAGUUUAACGCAAAGAAAUUACAUAUUAAGAGACAUAGAUUUUUCACCUUUAAGUGGUAUUACGACCAUAUCUGCAGUAUUAAUUAUUGUUGGCCAUAGAUGGAUGUACCGUUUAAUGGGACCUUUACAAAAUUACGAAGUCAACGAGCAGGUGUAUUAUAAUUAUUAUAUAUCAAUUUUUACAUCACACAUGGAUUUAUUGGUAGAUAUUUUUUUUGUCAUUAGUGGAGCAUUGUUGGUUUUGAUUCUUCUUGAUCGCCUAGAGACUUCAUUUGUACAUCCUUUAAAAAUAAUAAUAUUUAAAUAUUUCAGAUUUACGCCAGUGUACGCUAUGGUGAUAUUUUUUUUUGCAACUUUUCAAUACAAAUUGGGCAGUGGACCUUUAUGGGAAAAUUUUAUUGGUACAGAUAAAGAUAAUUGUAGGAAUGUGUGGUGGCUGUAUUUGUUAUAUUUAAACAACUACAUUAAACCAGAUACAUUAUGUGAAAUUCAUACUUGGUUCAUGCCUUGUGAAUUUCAUUUUACAAUAAUGGGAAUUAUAUUGACGUAUAUCAUUCAUAGAAGUCCGAAAUUUGGAUUCAAUAUUUUGGUUUCACUUAUUGUUAUAUCAACAGCUAUACUUUUCAACAUUACUUAUAUGAACCACAUACCUGCAAAUCUUGAGUUCAAUGUAGAUUUUGUGAAAAAUGUUACUAGCAAUAUAUACUUCAUGUCAGUUUAUGUAAAAUCGCAUACAAGAGUGGGUCCAUACAUCGUAGGAGCUAUAUUUGGUUAUUUGCUAUAUAAAAGAAAAAAAAAUUCCCCUAAGCUUAGUAUAAUGAAAAGUAAUGUUUUACAAGCCAUUUCUGUAUUCAUAAUGAUGUUUUGUUGGUUUAGUGGUGCUAUAAUUUAUCACCCUUCUUACGUUUAUGAACCAUUUCUAGCUGCACUUUAUGGAUCUACAAUACGAAGUCUUUGGGCAACGGGAACGGCUACUUUAAUUUACACAUUAAUAUUAGGAUCAUCGAAUUUCCUAAAAAAUUUUUUUUCAUGGAAAGUAUUCAAAGUUGUAGCACUUUUAAAUUUCAACGCUUAUAUGGUGAAUUCAAUAUUUCCUGUUUCUGAUAUUGCCAGUAGAAGAACACCUGAUCAUUUUACUAUCAAAACAUUUAUUACUAAUUCUGUAUCGGAUGUAGUAAUGAGUUAUGCAGCAAGUUUGUUUCUCUAUAUUUUAGUAGAAAGACCGUUCAAACUUUUAAUUAACCAGAUAUUUAUUUCAAAACCAAAAGUAAUUCAAAGGUAUCGUCUUAACAUGAGGAAAAUGAAUUAUAUUCAUCCUUUUGGCGUAACACACAACAAAACACUAAAGGGAGGGGGAGCGAGGUGUAUAGUGUGUACGAAGAUGAUGAUGAGUCUACUCAUCUUGGUACACGCACGUGUAUCAUACAGCAGUUACUGUGCUCGGCUGACACUCCGGAUUAGAUGUGGGUGUCGAAAGGCCGUUGUUAUAGGAAGAUAACAAGGGUAACACCUAGGUAUGAGGUGUAGACGAAGUGCAAGAGACUAAUAUUUCGGGUAUAGGAGAGGAUAAAGAACAAGGGUAGUCGAGUAUGAGGUGCAGACGAAGUACAAGACACAAGUACUCUGAAAUGCCGAGGACGAGAGUAGAUAGAGAAAAAUGGAAAAACAAAGGCUUGACUUUAUGCAGUAAGCCUGACAGCGACAACCGAGUACGGAGACUGAUGAAUGACACAAAGCACAGGAAUGGACUUGGGUUUAAAAAGUAAUUCAGACGACUGACAAUUUUGCUGUAAAUAUUAAUCGUCAAUUCAACAGUCUCUAGAAGCGAAUGUGCUGUCUGUAUUUUAUUAUAAAAAUGUUUACAAUAAUGGUAACGUGACACCAUCACACUUUAUAUGAAAAAAAUUUAUUUACGUUUUUUUUUAGCUUCAAUGCGAAGCUGAGAAGGUAUUGGUUUUACCAUGAUGUGUUUUUUUUUUGUGUCAGUUACCAUUUUUUCGUGUCAAAUAAUCACAAAUCGUAUCUAGACAAAGACAUUACCCUUAAAAAUUAAAAAAUUUUCCCUCGUUCCCCACAAAUGGGGGAAAUCUCCAAAAAAAUUACAAUUUUAGAAAUCGCUAAUUUUCGAAAUUUUUUUUAUUUAAAAUUGCCAUAACUUUUUAAAAAAUAACCAAAUUAAUAUAAUUUUAUUUUGUAGAUGCAUGAUGUCUUUACCUAUCAUUUGGUAUAUUUUUUUAUAAAUCUGACCCUUUAGAUGCCUACAGGGGGGGAUUAAAAAUGUCAACUUUUUCAAUUUAAUUUUUGAAGAUGUUUCGGAAGGUCUGACAUUUUUAUAUAUAUCUUAAUAUAAAGCUAAUGUAAUAUACUUUAAUUUGAAAAAAAAAAUUUGACCUCUGGACUUGUCUUCGUGGUGAAAAUGGCUAACGAAUGCUAUUUUUGUGUGAAAAUUAUCGAUUUUAUAUUUUACAUUUUUUAAUUUAAAAUGCUAUAACAUUUAAAAAAAUGUAUGGAGCAACACAAUUUUUUCAUGAGAAGUAGUAUUUAUAAACAUCUUUUAUUUGACAUACAUUUUUUAAAUCAGACCAUUUCCCUAUAUACGGGGGGCUUCAAAUCUAAAAAAUGCAUAUAGAAAGUAGAACUUUUUCAACUUAACUUUUGAAAGUGUUCCGUAAGGUCUGACACUUUUAUAUAUAUCUUAAAUUAAAGCUAAU
Molecule: messenger RNA, 3652 nt
Organism: Daktulosphaira vitifoliae (grape phylloxera)
Lineage: Eukaryota; Metazoa; Arthropoda; Insecta; Hemiptera; Phylloxeridae
Product: nose resistant to fluoxetine protein 6-like
Exons: 14
Coding region: 184-2439 (751 amino acids)
Molecular function (GO): acyltransferase activity, transferring groups other than amino-acyl groups
Source: RefSeq, a predicted model, not a curated record